This is a messenger RNA of Ruditapes philippinarum (Manila clam), 786 nucleotides long. RefSeq lists its product as uncharacterized. The transcript has a single exon. Bases 1 to 786 code for a protein of 261 amino acids. NCBI's taxonomy places the organism in Eukaryota, Metazoa, Mollusca, Bivalvia, Venerida, Veneridae. The record is from RefSeq and is a predicted model, not a curated record.
AUGUACUCACAACCUAUCUACACCACUCACAGCAACACGUACUCACAACCCAUGUACCCCACUCACAGCAACACGUACUCACAACCCAUGUACCCCACUCACAGCAACAUCAACCCAUGUACACCACUCAUACCAACACGUUCUCACAAUCCAUGUACCCCACUCACACAAACAUGUACCCCAUUCAGAGCAACACGUACUCACUACUCAUGUAGCCCACUCACACCAACACGUACCCACAACUCAUGUACCCUACUCACAGCAACAUCAAGCCCAUUCACACCAACACGUACUCACAACUUAUGUACCCCACUCACAUUAACAUGUACCCCAUUCGCACCAACACGUACUCACAACUCAUGUACCCCACUCAUACCAACACGUACUCACAACUCAUGUACCCCACUCACACCAACAUGUACCCCAUUCGCACCAACACGUACUCACAACUCAUGUACCCCACUCACACCAACUGCACCCCAUCGCACCAACACGUACUCACAACUCAUGUACCCCACUCUACCAACACGUAUCACAACAUGUACCCCAUUCAUACCAACACGUACUCACAACUCAUGUACCCCACUCACAACAACAUGUACCCCAUUCACACCAACAUGUACCCCAUUCACAGCAACACGUACUCACAACUCAUGUACCCCAGUCACAACAACAUGUACUCACAACCCAUCUACACCACUCACAAAAACGUACACUGUACUCACAAAGCUUGCACGUUACUCGCAUCAAAGUAAACUCUACUCACAAUAUAAUUUACACUUAUGA